Messenger RNA from Eremothecium gossypii ATCC 10895, 264 nucleotides. RefSeq lists its product as uncharacterized. The record is from RefSeq and is marked provisional. Bases 1 to 264 code for a protein of 87 amino acids. The transcript has a single exon. NCBI's taxonomy places the organism in Eukaryota, Fungi, Ascomycota, Saccharomycetes, Saccharomycetales, Saccharomycetaceae.
AUGAAGCAUAUGAGUAAAGAGGAGAUUGUGGCAGUGCUUAAGCUUGCCUCAAGGAUCCUCGCCGUAGUGUUAUUCUGUAACGUGGGCUUUAAACUGGUUAAGCGACAUUUCUUCCCAUAUUUGUAUUAUUGGUUGAUGAGCAGUUCAGAUGAGCUUUAUGGUGUUCUCUGGUGGCAGCGAUUUUCCAGCCUAGAGCAACUUAUAUGGAGACUAGUGGACUAUAUAGAAAUAAACUACGAUAUUGAGAUGCCCAAUCAUGUUUAA